GUAUUGUCAAAGUUUUGACAGCUCAGAAGGAAAAUUUUCAGAAUAGGACACAAAUUUUGCAAAAUAUUGUCCACAAAUGUGCCCCAAAAUGGAGUGAAUUUGUGUUCGAAGUGUAGAGUGACAGUCAGUGCAGCGUUUAACAUUGGAUUCCGGUGAAACCGUGGCCGCGCGAGUGCGUCCGAACGAAUUCCAGUUUUUGCCCUUCCGAUCUACAGACAAAAAUUGGUUUGUCGAUUCAGUGGCAGAAGCAGCAGCAGAAUCGUCAUAGGAAGAGUGUGUGGAGUACGCCGCGGACGAGGGAAAAAACGCAAGAGGCAACAACAAAAAUAACAAACGAAACAAACGAUUCCGCUUUCCUCUGCCGACGAGAACCUCCGUUGGGUUUGUGUGGCCCUGCUGGGAACUGGAGUAACAUCCGAACUACGGCCCAUCAGAGGAAGGUGUUCUUGAAGAAAGAAAGAAGUAAUCCUCAAAAGAUUACCCGGAUCCCCCUCGAUUGACGGAGAUUUUUCUCCGACAUCGUACACUGCUCAGGUCAUGUCAUGUCAACAGGCGUCUCGAGUCCAGGAAGAUCCAUAUGCUUUCACGGAGCCGGCGCCUCUUCCAGCAAAUACAUCCCUAUACAAGCACUCACAUGUUGUAAGUAGUAGUCCUUCUGCUGCGAACGCCCCUGCCACAAGUCCAGCGACAUCCGUCAUUCAGGCUGGAACCAGUUUGCUUACCAGCAACAACAACAUCAGCAGUGGCAACCACAAUGUCGUGCAGCAGCAUCGUACCUCUGGACCGAAUACCAAGGUGACGCCUAUCAAAGUGUCCAUUGUACAGUCCACGGCAGCGUCAACCGUUGCAUCCCUUGCCAAGUCGCGGUUAAACGGUAGUACUACUGCAACAAUGCCUACCAGCUCCGGGGGCACUGUUUUCCGGACGGUAUCAAUUCCACAAUCGACAACGAUCGUGCAGAAAAGUCCACAAGUGUUCGUCAGUGCAUCGCAACCGUCACAUUCAAAAGCGAUGUCAACGACAACCGGCACUAGUAGCUACUCCACCGCUAUAUCAUCCCCAACAGUAUUCACCAAACCCUUACAGGUUCAAAUAUCUCCACAGCAAACAGGAAAGUUCUCCAGGCGUGUACUUGCCAGCAAAUCUCCGAAUGUAUCGCCAGCUGCUAUUCAAACUGUACGAAUAGUAAAGAGUCCAAGCCCGCAACAGCCAAUCGGAGGCAGACCAACUAUAACGCCUGAUGCUCGAAGAUAUCUCAAUCAUUCCAGCAACAGUCUGCUGGGUCCUCCCCCAGCCAAUACCACUGUUGCCCCACCGGUUCCCAUUCAGUCGGUAUCGCCUACAAAGAUUCGUCUGAUCCAACCUCAACCGCAAGGGAAGAUUUUUCUUCACACCCCAAACAGCAGCAAUAGUUUAGCUGCGGCGACUCACAUUUCCAAUCCUGCCAGCAUAGCGGCCCUACGGAACACCCUCGCCAGACAGAAUCCUUCACUUUUGAACAAAAUCCCAAAUGUGGCAACAACGCCGCAACAACAGGUCAUCAAUACGAACAGCACGGUUCUUCCAACAGCUAGACAAACUACACCGACCCCGACCGCCAUCAACAUUCGACGGCCGUCCCCACCGUCAAGCCAAAUGAGUCUCGAAACCGCCACAACGACAGUUCCAGCGCCACCUUCUUCUCCCUUACCUGCAUUGAAUGUUCCAACGAAUGUUGCAACAGUGGCUGCUUCCGCGAAUCUUCUUGCUGCGUCCAAGUCCAUUCCCCAAAAUCCACGAACUCCCACGUCAAUUCUGAAACCUUCUGCACCCACUCUUCCUCCGUUACCACCCCAAGACGACUUUACGAUCCCCUCCUUCAUUAUUCCCAAAAAUGAGAUCAAAACAGAGCCACCACCUCCUCCUCCUCCCCCUCCAAAUGACUCGCCACUCUCUGUUCUCCAAACAACCCCCAAAACUGCUCUUGGGAUACCUGCGGCGACUGUCAGCAUUACCGCCCCGUCCACGCCGAAGUCACAGGGAAAAGGUCGCCCCUCGCAGGCUGAUCGUACGACCACAGCUAAAUUUUCCCAAAGCAAUCAGCAAGGCCCCACCGCUAAGCGUAUGAAGCGAUCCUACAGUCGUUCUUCGCAUCACGAGACCCUCGAAAGGAUAUUGCCUGCGUCGCAAGUGAAGGAUGAACAGGAAGAGCCAAGCGAAAGCAAACCACAACCCGCCACUGUUCGACUGUCCAAGUGGAAACCGCCAGGAGCCAUCGCGAUCCCAAUUAACCGCGAAUGGCACGCCCCGGACUCAUACGUGUUUGAUAUUUGCACUCCUGGAUCAGUAAACUACAGCUCGCUGUCCAGAGCUCCCUGCGUUCAGGACGUUUGGUUCAAUGAAGUUUACGCCAGCUCUGAGGUGGACACAAGUAUAGCGGCCGCCAUGUGCCGUUCUAGAAAACCCGGAUCUAAGAAGCACGACGAACAGAACAGUAAGUUACACCAGCUGAAUCUCGAUGUUUCGGGUGAAGGCAACUCGGAGUUGAAAAAACUGAGCCGCGACGAGAGGCUGGAGCUAAAACGAGCACAACUCAGACGUAAAACUGUGCAAUAUUGGAACGGACAAAAGCUGCGGGGUAAUUUACCAGCAAGAAAGCGCUAUCGAGAUGUGGAAAAGAUGCUAAGUAAGAUGGACCACCAUCGGGAGCAGACUUUAAAGCGAAAUGGUGGUGUCGAGCAACCGAAAUGCCAGCGAUCAGGAUGCAACCAGGUGGCCCUACUGGCAACAACCCACUGCUAUCAGCAUAUAACAGAUAAUACCGAGCAACGCCUGUUCCAGCAGUGCACUGCCAAGUUCUCCGACAACAGUCAGUGCAGGGUGCCCGUGUUUGACAUCAGUCACGAACUGAUCCUUUGUCGGGAGCACGCCUGGAAGCACGAUAAUCAUGACAAAAUGUCCGCCGAAGUAAAAUUACUGAAGAAACCUGGAACCGGGAACGCCGCCCUCAAGAAGAAGCAGCCGGUUGUAAAGCAGCCAGUUGCGACAUCGGCCCGAACAGCUGGUUCGGUUCCGACGACCGACAAGGCCAAGAAAAAGAGCAAAAAGAAGAAGUUAACGCCUCUCCAGCAGCAAGUUGCCCUUCACCAGCAACAAUAUAAACAACAGUAUUCGAAACCGACAUUACCUCCACCAGCGUACGGAACCGUGACUGGGGCUUCUGGAACAGUGCAGAUUGUUCAAAAGUCAAAUACCAUCCGACAAACAGUGGGAAGCAACAUUCUUCAGCAGAGGCAGCAUCAGCUUCAAAGCAACCCCACAGCAGCCGGUGUAGUACAAAUGGUCCCAUCGCAGUCCACAAUCAACCGAAACGUCCACAUUCCGUUGAGCCAGCAGUUGCGCCAAGUGCAGAAUCAACCGAUUGCUGGCAGUGCGACCACGUACCAGCAUUUGUUAUCUCAAUCACAACAACAGCAGCAACAGCCACACAUGAUUGGGCGGAAUCACGAUCUGAUGCUGAACUUUGGCGCCCACCAACAGCAGCAACCUCAGUCGCAGUCGGUCGGGUUUGAUCAGCAGCACGUGCAGCAAAUGCUAAGCGGGACCACCACUCAGGAUCUGUUGAAUAUAUGCGAGAACAGUUCAGCUUAUGCCAGCUCCGAGGACACUGGUGUUGGGGGACUGUCCGAGUCGGAACUGAUGGCCGCUCCGGAUGUGAUAGAGGAAAUACCUUUCGAGAUCGGAAAUCUCAACAACGUCCUGAGCCAGUUGCCAGCUGAUGCAUUUAACGAGUUACUUUUUAGCGAACAAGAGCAAAACGCGCCAACAUUCGAGUCCACCCAGGAGGAGGAUCAGGAUCUGGAACGGGCCCUCGAAGUGGUUGGCGAACACGUCAAGUCCCUGGAGGAUAUGACGGUGGAGUCGGCGAACUUUCUGGGUGACUUCCUCGAUAACGUUGACGACGAAAUGCUGGACGGGUCGGACAUCUGCACGGAUCAGAUGCUGCAGUCGCCGAACACGAACGACAUUCGCGGGCUGGUGCACACGUGAGGAAGAACCUCGCUGACCAGCAGGUGGUAGAUGGGUAAGCGAGAUAUCGGUAUGUUUGUGUUUGUGGAUAUAAAUGUGUGUCAUUUGGGGAUUUAUUUGCUCGCGUUGGGAAACGCCCUAUUUUUUGUAACUAUUCGUUGUUUAUGUAAGGAAUUUUUUUGAAAGUGAUAUUUUCGGUUGAGCGAAACUAAUUUUAAGGGUGUACUAUUUUCUCAAGUCCUAUGGAAAGCGUGACAUGAAGGGUAACGAAAUGGAAAUUAAGUCAUAGAUGGAACUUGUGUAUUCCUACUAGAAGAUAACAGAAGGUCGAAUUUGUUCUGCUUCAUUUCUUUCGUAAGAUUCUGAACGAAACCGAUUAGGAUAGAAUGUGUUGUGUAAAUGUAGAAACACAAAAGUAACAAAUGGAAACAAUAAUCCUUAUUUAUUCACAACUGGUACUUUAGGUGAAAAAUGAGCUUCAUUGAAAAGCUGCAGAGGAAAACAAGGAAAGCUGGGAGAAUCAGUUAUCCAAAAAAAGUAAUGCUUUAGGCUUUAAUAGGUACUGUUAAGCGCAGACUUCGGAUUUCCAGGGCCGAGGAUGUAGUGGACACGGACUUUGAUUUGAAUACUAAAUACGCUUCUUUACAUACAAAACAAAAUCCAAUUCAAUAAAUUCUGUGAAUUUGUUUAUCGCUAUUUUACUGUAAUACGAAUAAAAAAAAGAUUUGCGCUAUUAUGUUCUGACUAGAUCCUAAGUUGUAUUUACUCACAUACACCCAUUUAACAUGAUUUUUAUUAGAAAGCAGGAUAUCUACUAGGUUCGUUAAGUUGUAUACAACUACUAAAGCAAAAACAGCAACAACAAUAAACUCGCCCAUUCAUCUACAGGCUAACUGAAAAGGGUAGUUGGA
Armigeres subalbatus is the source of this 4919-nucleotide messenger RNA. RefSeq lists its product as uncharacterized. The record is from RefSeq and is a predicted model, not a curated record. Gene Ontology annotation, cellular component: nucleus. The transcript has 7 exons. NCBI's taxonomy places the organism in Eukaryota, Metazoa, Arthropoda, Insecta, Diptera, Culicidae. Bases 538 to 4029 code for a protein of 1163 amino acids.